Messenger RNA from Cynara cardunculus var. scolymus (artichoke), 1543 nucleotides. Its product is annotated as peptide chain release factor APG3, chloroplastic. Gene Ontology annotation, molecular function: translation release factor activity, codon specific. Gene Ontology annotation, cellular component: chloroplast. The coding region runs from base 51 to 1310 and encodes 419 amino acids. Gene Ontology annotation, biological process: thylakoid membrane organization; plastid translation; translational termination. The transcript is spliced from 15 exons. The record is from RefSeq and is a predicted model, not a curated record. Lineage: Eukaryota; Viridiplantae; Streptophyta; Magnoliopsida; Asterales; Asteraceae.
AAAAUCCUUUGRUGGCUCACAAGUCGCAAUAGAGCUCUCUGUGUCCAGUAAUGGUGUUCCUGUUAGCCAUGAAUAUCCAAACGACGAUUCCUCGAAGCAUCUCUUCAAUAUCAUCACAAUUUUCUUCACGUAUCGAGCUACCGACGAAGUUCUUAUUUGUUCGGCCUUUCCGAAAUCAGAAACCUCCCACGGGAAUCGUUUGCAUGGCGGAGCCUUAUCUUCUAAAGAAACUCGAAUCCGCUGAGAAAACUUGGAAAGAACUAUCGGUUAAGCUAGCAGAUCCGGACGUGGUUUCGAAUCCUAGUGAGUACCAAAAGCUGGCGCAAUCUAUGUCUGACCUUGAUGAGGUUGUAGCAACAUACAGAGGAUUUAAGGACUGCGAGAAACAACUUGAAGAGUCCAAAGUUUUGUCAAAAGAGGUCGACAGCGAUGAAGAGAUGGCUGAGAUGAUAGCUUCUGAAAUUGAAUCUUUAUCCAAUCAACUUAAAGUGUUUGAGGAGAAGCUUAAGAUGUUGUUGAUUCCAAGUGAUCCUCUGGAUGCUAGGAACAUAUUGCUUGAAGUUAGGGCUGGUACAGGCGGUGAAGAGGCUGGACUGUGGGCUGCUGACCUUGUUCGUAUGUACCAGAGGUACAGUGAACGAAACUCAUUGAGAUACACACCGCUUUCGUGCUCUGAGGCUGAAAGAGGAGGAUACAAGACAUAUGUGAUGGAAGUUAAAGGUGCACGGGUAUAUAGCAAACUGAAGUAUGAAUCGGGUGUCCAUAGGGUUCAACGUGUUCCUCAGACAGAAGCCCAAGGACGGAUUCACACAUCAACUGCCACUGUGGCCAUCAUGCCAGAGGCCGAAGAGGUCGAUGUGGUAAUUGAUCCAAAAGAAAUUGAACUUACAACUGCAAGGUCUGGUGGUGCUGGAGGUCAGAACGUUAAUAAGGUUGAAACAGCAGUCGAUCUUUUCCACAAACCAACAGGAAUCCGAAUCUUUUGCACGGAAGAAAGGAGUCAACUAAAAAAUAAAAAUCGUGCAAUGCAGCUAUUGCGAGCAAAAUUAUAUGAAAUCAAACUAAAGGAACAACAAGAGUCCCAAAGAAAUGAAAGAAAAUCUCAGGUUGGUAGCGGUGCUCGUGCAGAAAAGAUCCGUACAUACAAUUUCAAGGACAAUAGGGUUACUGAUCACAGAUUGAAGAUGAACUUCGAGCUCACUUCAUUUCUUGAUGGUGAUAUUGAGACAGCCAUUCAGUCUUGUGCGUCUAUGGAACAAAGGGAAUUACUAGAGGAGCUUGCAGAUUCGGUAGGAGCUGCAGCCCGAUAGGUCGUUAAUCGAAACUGGACGUGUAUUUCAUCAUUUUGUUAUGUAGCAGUCUUUCCUUGUCUAGCAUAACCCGUGYAGRGUAUACAAAUACCAGCGAGCAWUGCUACGUGUAUUUCAUMAUUUUGUUAUGUAGCAGUCUUUCAUACAUGUAAAAAUAGAYGAGGAUGGAUGCGAACUAAUACUUUUGUAGAUUUUAAUAUGAAAUGAAAGCCAUCACAUUUGCUUCUGUUUAA